Carcharodon carcharias (great white shark) is the source of this 1618-nucleotide messenger RNA. RefSeq names its product transcription factor AP-4 (activating enhancer binding protein 4) (gene tfap4). Lineage: Eukaryota; Metazoa; Chordata; Chondrichthyes; Lamniformes; Lamnidae. Gene Ontology annotation, biological process: regulation of transcription by RNA polymerase II. Gene Ontology annotation, cellular component: nucleus. Gene Ontology annotation, molecular function: RNA polymerase II cis-regulatory region sequence-specific DNA binding; DNA-binding transcription factor activity, RNA polymerase II-specific; protein dimerization activity. Bases 272 to 1285 code for a protein of 337 amino acids. The transcript is spliced from 7 exons. The record is from RefSeq and is a predicted model, not a curated record.
GACGAACCCUCUUUUUGAAAAGCGAACCGACCCCUGGCUGCACCCUGUCCGGGGGCUCGCCGAGGACCGGGGAAUAGUCCUUUGUUUACAUGCAAUCCCGGUCCCGGCGGAAGGAGGCGGCGGUGCUGCGAAAGCACCAGCUGUUUCCCGCCAUUUACAACCAUCUGAUAGAGCGAUCAGCUGGAAACACACAUACAGAACCUGCACUCAGCCAGUCUUUUAUUUAUCGCAGUUAUUAUUUCUGGACAAUUCUUUUCUCCAGGUGCAAGACAUGGAAUAUUUCGUGGUGCCGACUCAAAAGGUACCUUCAUUCCAGGAUUUCAGGAAGAGUGAGAAAGAAGUGAUAGGAGGUCUCUGUAGCUUGGCUAAUAUCCCACUAACCCAGGAGUCUCAGAGAGACCAGGAGAGGAGGAUACGGAGAGAGAUUGCCAACAGCAAUGAGCGGCGCCGAAUGCAAAGCAUCAAUGCUGGGUUCCAGUCCCUGAAAACACUGAUACCACACACAGAUGGCGAGAAACUCAGCAAGGCAGCCAUUUUGCAGCAAACGGCAGAAUAUAUCUUUUCACUCGAGCAAGAGAAAACCCGACUACUUCAACAGAACUCACAGCUGAAGCGUUUUAUUCAGGAGUACAGUGGUUCCUCCCCCAAGCGGAGACGUGCAGAGGAUAAGGAUGAAGGGAUUGGCUCCCCAGAUGUCUGGGAGGAUGAGAAGCUGGAGGACCUGAAACGGGAAAUGAUUGAACUGCGGCAGCAGUUGGACAAGGAGCGUUCGGUCAGGAUGAUGUUGGAGGAACAGGUUCGCUCACUGGACGCUCACAUGUAUCCUGAAAAACUAAAGGCCAUUGCGCAACAAGUACAGCUGCAGCAACGGCACCAGGAGCAGUCCAAGAUCCUUCAACAGGAGGAGCAGCGGGAGCCUGAGUCCCAUCUUAUGACACAGCUCCUGCCGGCGCACGUCUUCCCAGUGUCAACCCACCAUCCCACUGUCAUAGUGCAGACCCCACCCCCACCAGCUUCACACCAAGUCACUGUGGUGACAAUGGGACCAUCCUCUGUCAUCAACAGCCCCUCCACUACAUCAAGACAGAACCUAGACACCAUUGUGCAGGCAAUCCAUCACAUUGAAGGAACGCAAGAGAAGCAGGAAGAGGAGCAGCGACGAGUGGUCAUUGUCCAGCCUACCCGUGUUUGGUCCGGCACUGAAUCAGACAGGGAGGCGAAUGAAGAGACGGAAACUAUGGUGCCAGGCGAGGAGAAGGAGCCUGCAGAGAGAGUUCUCCCAUGACACUACAGCUGCGCCAGGCCGGGAUUGACCCAAACAUCGUUCCCAAUGUUUUUUUUUUCGGAAAAGGAAAGAAAAAGUUGAGGUCUCUUUUUGACCUUCCCAAUACUGUAAACAGUCUCAGCCUGGAAUGAGAGAGGCUAUCAAAAAUCUGGACCACACCAGAAGGGAUCGUAAAAUCCUUUCUUGCGCUCAUGACUACCUUGGAAUUUGUAGCUGAAGUGUUGCUGAAGGACAUUUUAGCAUUCUUUUAUUUUUUUACGUUUUGGGGAGGGCCAGGAGUUUCAAGCACUUACCAAUUUGUUCAGUCCAGUGGGGCACUUCCUCCACCACCCC